Molecule: messenger RNA, 306 nt
Organism: Drosophila teissieri
Lineage: Eukaryota; Metazoa; Arthropoda; Insecta; Diptera; Drosophilidae
Exons: 1
Coding region: 13-306 (97 amino acids)
Source: RefSeq, a predicted model, not a curated record
AAAUCCAACAAGAUGUUCAAGUUCUUCGCCGUCGCCCUCUUCGCCCUGAUUGCCUGUGUGGCCGCCAAGCCCGGACUCGUGGCUCCUCUGGCCUACUCCGCUCCUUUGGUGGCUGCUGCUCCGGCGGCUGCGGUUUACAGCCGGGAAUACCACGGAAACUUCGCGGCUCCCUACGUCGCAUCUCCCUAUGUGGCUUCUCCCUACGUGGCUUCUCCCUACGUGGCGUCUCCCUAUGUGGCGUCUCCCUACGUGGCAUCUCCUUACGUUGCUGCUCCCUACACCGCUCCUCUGCUGCUGAAGAAGUAG